UUUCAGGUACUGACAGUCUGACGCGACAAUAGAAUAUAAAUGGAGUAAAGGAAUAUUUUGAUUGAUUGAGUAUAUAUUAGGCCCACACUUGCAGGGAAUCCUUGAUUUAGCCAAUAGACUGAUCUUAAUGAUUCAGGAUAAAACAACGAGUGUCUCUCUAUGAUAAGCUUGUAAAACGGUCAAAACAAUGUUGACCGCGCCGAGUUGCUGAGAUCGAUUAGACGAUGGAUAAAUCCACUCCUUCAAUCAAAGAGGAAUUGGGAAAUAGCCAUGACGCUAAAACCGACUACGAGCAACAAUCUUUGUUACAUACAGAUGAGGCUAGUGAUCACAAAAAUGGGAGAAUUCCCUAUGAGAAGUUAGAAAAAUGGCGUAAAAUGACUAUCGUGAUUUGUCUGCUUUCAAUCGUCUUCACGACUUUGCUCGGGUUGGGCGCAUUUGUAGUUUCUGAAAUAUCCGACAGCUCUUCGGCAUUCGCGGUGGCUUUUGACGCAAUAUUGGCCAUUACGUCCUCUGUAUCUGUUGUGUGGCGGUUUUACUAUGGAAUUAACGGCGAGGGAAAAACCCAACGAGAAUGGAAGGCUUGUAACAUCAUCGCUGUGUGUUUUAUCGUUUCGGGAGCGCUGGUCGCUGGGCGAGCGAUUGUUUGCAUCGUGUUGGACGAGGAACCACGGAAACCUUCGGCUUUAAUAAUCAUGUCAGUAGUAAGCUGUGUGGGGUAUUUCCUCCUCUUCUGUGUUAAACUGUGUCUGGCUAGGAAAUUAGACAGUUCUGCUUUGGUUGCGGAUUCUAUCGAUGCCCUCAGUGGCGCGGGAAUGUCAGUGGGUGUGAUUCUGAGCGCGUUAGUUUUGGAGCUGAGUAGCUCAGCCUGGUUGAUAGACCCAGCCACAGCCAUCUUCAUCGCAGUUUUAACAAUCAUUUAUGGAUUUGAAAUCCUGAUCAAGGUCGCGCGAGAAAAGAAACAAGUAAACAAACUGAAAGAAGCUGGACAAGAACUACAUGAGGGUGAUGACGUCAUUAAAGGACGGGAAGUAAUGGACGAAAAAUAAAACAAUUCGAACGGAUCUUACAAGUUCACGAAAUAUUCAUAAGAUUAAUCCUGUACGUUCUUAAGAUUCCUUGAUUACAAAUAUCGGUGAACUAACAGCAUUUCUGUUAGUCUUCAAUGGCAUUUUCACCGCUUGCAGUGAAGAUGUUACUGUCGCCACUGGGUGGUGCUGGGCAAACUCAUCAAAACAAGGUGGUUGUUUUUUUCUGUUUCUAAAGGGCAUUUCUUAUCUUACCAACGUUACUGUCGUUACCUUUAAUUUGACUUUUGUAGCAGAAGGUAAUUCCCUUUUGAAAAGGAAACUGAAGUAAUUCAUCAUCAAGAGUUACAAGGUACUAUCACGGGUUUGAUUAUUCUAGGCAACAUUUGCUUGCAUGCCUCCCUUGCUAGUAGAAUAUAUUACUGAAGGAGAAAAAUAGUUUGGCCGCGUAGCUACGUUGUUAGGGUGUUAAAUGUUUGCGUGUAUUUCAUUUACACACCUCAGCCCUGUCCAUUAUCACCAAAACUGGAGAAAGUUCACGAAUCUCUGAACAUCAUUCUUGACAGAAAGAGGAAAAGUUUAUAAUAUUAAGCACAAAUGCGCCUGUUGCCGUCAGCUUUUUAGUAAAUCUAUCUUCGCUUGUCAUAGCAGAAGGUUACGACUUUCGUCCAAAGGAGCGAAAAUAAGUAAAAUUACAUCCAUAAUCAUGGAUUCAACCAAUGUUUGGAAAAUUCAAUUUUGCGUUAAAAUUCAAAAUGUUUCUUUUAAUUUAUAUAUUUUAAUAGAUUUGUUGUAGCUUUAUUUCCACAGCUUAUAGGAAUAUAUUUUUUCAAACUGGAUCCAAAAAUAUUCACUAACGAAACAGAUAUUACUUUCUGUGAAAUAUAAUGAGUUAGAUCAACAAUCUCUUGGAUAUGUCUUUUUUGUCAUAGUUUAAACUUUGAUUAAAUUGGCGAUGGGAGAAAAUACUUGCCAUGGUAAUAUGUAUAUGGGAGAGAGAUGUUUACGAUUCUUAAGUGCAUAAAAUGCCCAAAUUCCUUUCACAUUAAGGAAUCCUGCCAAUCUUUAACCCUUUCACUUCCACGAUCUGAUUGUUUAUUCUCCCCUCUAGCUGCUACAUAUUU
Stylophora pistillata is the source of this 2152-nucleotide messenger RNA. RefSeq names its product transmembrane protein 163a. Gene Ontology annotation, biological process: transmembrane transport; monoatomic cation transport. Gene Ontology annotation, molecular function: monoatomic cation transmembrane transporter activity. The record is from RefSeq and is a predicted model, not a curated record. Lineage: Eukaryota; Metazoa; Cnidaria; Anthozoa; Scleractinia; Pocilloporidae. Gene Ontology annotation, cellular component: membrane.